Suillus subaureus is the source of this 504-nucleotide messenger RNA. RefSeq lists its product as uncharacterized. NCBI's taxonomy places the organism in Eukaryota, Fungi, Basidiomycota, Agaricomycetes, Boletales, Suillaceae. The record is from RefSeq and is a predicted model, not a curated record. Bases 271 to 504 code for a protein of 77 amino acids. The transcript is spliced from 3 exons.
AAACGCGUGACGCCGUCGCGACCCAAGGGUCCGAUUGGAUGAUGACCAAUGGGCACUUAUAGAACCAUAUCAAAGAUUAUCAAGUUUUUAUCGGCCCUCCAGAUCUUACCGGACAGAUCAAAAGGCAGCGGGAUUAUGCCGAUGCUCACGGAGGGUGCGGGUCUGUCUAUGAAUCCAUCUGGAACAGAAAGACUGGGGGCCAAGUCAAGGUUACUUUGUUUGUAUUUGCAUACGUCAGUGUCUGAUGAUGGGUAGGUUGCUGUUAAGGUCAUGCAUGUCGAGGAUUCCUCGCGAGUAGAUGAAGUAAAGAAGAAUUUGAAGCGUGAACUUGCAGCUUGGAGAAGGCUAUCUCACCCGAACAUAGCUUCGUUGUUGGGCACUACGACGGACUUCGGUCAUCUCGAAGGCAUGGUUGGCAUGGUUUCCCUGUGGAUGAAGAAUGGAUCACUCUAUGCAUACAUGGGUAACAGGGAUGUCGAUGAUGUACGGCGUCUCUUUGGGUAG